AUGAGGCUAUAUAAUAGAGUACUUCUUGAGGGCUGCUGUGGGAUUGCUAGCUCCAAGUCAGCAAGAGAAAUCUAUUCAUCUGGAAUCAGUGGAAAUGUUCCAUGAAGGGGGAAGAAGAGAGAGGUGAACUAGCAAGACUUGUGAUUUGGUUGACAGGCAGCCACUGGAGAUUUUUCUGUCCUGCAAGAACCCUGGAGUUCUGUGCCCAGCAGUGAAGCUUCCACCUCUCCAUUAGAGCCGCCGCAGCACCAUCUAGUGUUGUCCUGUUCGCCGGUGGCCUCCAGUCCACCAGGAAUGGGAUUCCUACUAACUAGACGUUUUGGGGCACACGCAGCUCAUAGCUUUUCAGCACGUCUGACUGACAGCCUGCCUGGAUUUGAGACUCGAGCAACCACCUGCAGUUGUCAGGAAAGCAGGAACCUAAGGUCCAAGGAAAGCCACCAUGGCAUCUGUCAGAGGACCACAUCUGGACUGGACGCCGUCCCAGUUGCCACUGCAGACGGCGCCCAAGUGUCCGGGGGCGGCACCCCAACAAGCCAAGCCGGCAUCGCCAGAGGACGCAGAGACCGCCAGCACAGCAUGUGAUGGAGGGGACCGGCAUGCAGAACAUCGGGGAAGGAGAAGAGGACGGGUGUCACAGAAUGGAAGCAGAGAAGAGCCUCAAGGGCCUGCCUCUCCGUUACUUCUGUCUCCUGGGACUAGAGACAAGGAAAGACGAAAAGAGGGACGUGAAUGUCCGAGUCGCCUCCUGAAACUUGAACAUAGCACCGCUUCCUCUACAAAGAAAAGAUUAAGCGAGAUGACUUUCCAUGGAUUGGGUGACGUGAAUGUCUCUGGGAUUCUUGGCAAGAUGCAAGAUUACCAGCCACAUGUCGAAGAUGUGACGUUUCUUAAACGACUGAAAAAUCAGAAAGAGGCUGAGACAUUAAAGGCCAAAUAUUUACAAUUACAAAAGAAGGCGAAUGCAAUGAGUCAAAGAAAAGAUCUUCUUGUUGAGCAAAAGGAGAAAAUUCAACGGGAAAUUCAAAACAUGAAAAUACCUUACGAGAGGGCAGUCCAGCUCGGAAGAGCUUUCCUGGCCAAGAAAACGAACCCUGCCUCGGUAGACAAGUUAGCAGCACGGGCCGUCCUGGAGCAGCUGGAUCCAGUGGUCCUACAGCACUUCCAGGAGGAGCCAACGGCUCAACUCCAAGAUCAGCGUCAGGCCCGGAACCAACUGAGGAGAAAACCGUCCUCCUCGCUGGGCCGCUCUCAGCCGCACCGGGAGAAAAUCAGGUUGGAAAGAGAAAUUUGCCAACAGCAGAUUGAGAAGGCCGAAAUCCAGUUACAGCAAGCACAAGAAGAGGUGGAUGAUCUUAAACGUAAAGUAGAAGAAGUUCAAAGCCAAGUAAAGACAGUACAGGUAUGCUUGAAUAAUACGAAAGCUCAAAUAAGCCAUUUGUUGGCCCUAAAGGAGAGGGCAGAAGCUUCUCUGUCAGCCGAUAAUGAACAAGAGGUCGAUGAAGACCGUCUACAGAGAAGACUAAAGCGCAUUUUACAUCGGAAAGAAGUCUUUUUAGCAAGGGAAAGAAUAAUACAAAAACUAGAGAAGUGAAGGUUUUUUCCCCCCUGCAGGACUUCAGAAUAUCAGUGGUUUUGAAACCAUUUCAAGAAUACCUCAAGUGAUUCAAGGAAAGCAGAGACAGCUGAAAGAUACGCUCACGUCUGGUGGAUCCAGGGUUUGGAUAUCCUUUUUCGAAACCAUGUAGAAAUGGAAAGAACUAGGAGAAGAUAUUCUUUUCUGCUAGAAUAUGAGUUUUAACUUCCAUGUUCUAGCUAGAAGGCGCCGGCGGCGUUCUUAGAACAACACAAGCCUAUUUGAGUUCCGUGCAGCGCAGUGUCAGAAGAAACAGUCGUGACACGCGCUUGAUGUUGAACAUCAACAUCAGUUGUGCGACACACAUUUUCCCCUGCAAGGGAUUCUACAAGAACACAGCUCCUGUGUUAUGAGAGAAGUGGUAUUUAAUGAGGGUCUACUGAAUGCAGCUCACUUUUUGAAGCGCUCUGGCAAGCACAAUGGAGGCAAAACGUGUUCCUUGCCCAUAAGGAGCUAAAAGGGGAAGGUGAGAUCAAAAGAAUAUAAAUAGCAGGAGCAGGUGGGAGAGUAGAGGUCAGAUCUGCUAGGAUGAAAUAUCCAAAUUAAGUAUUGGGUGUACAGUUACAUUGUAAUGAAGGGUCCAGUCUCACCCUUCAUCCCACCUCCUCAGCUCUAGAACUUCAGAUUUUUGUUUGUAUUUAUUCCUCGUAUUUAAUGACUUGUAAUGUGACAGUCAGUGCUUCCCGCCUCAGAAGAGGUAUUCUGAAUAAACGUUUUAAUAUUCUGCAGAGUAUAAGGGGCUGCUGCCUCUGUCACUUUAACCGUUCUACCGUUCACG
Molecule: messenger RNA, 2414 nt
Organism: Tachyglossus aculeatus (Australian echidna)
Lineage: Eukaryota; Metazoa; Chordata; Mammalia; Monotremata; Tachyglossidae
Product: mitotic spindle assembly checkpoint protein MAD1-like
Exons: 12
Coding region: 443-1594 (383 amino acids)
Source: RefSeq, a predicted model, not a curated record